Molecule: messenger RNA, 4509 nt
Organism: Naumovozyma castellii
Lineage: Eukaryota; Fungi; Ascomycota; Saccharomycetes; Saccharomycetales; Saccharomycetaceae
Gene: IRC20
Product: E3 ubiquitin-protein ligase IRC20
Exons: 1
Coding region: 1-4509 (1502 amino acids)
Source: RefSeq, a predicted model, not a curated record
AUGGCUACUAAUAUCGUCCAUAAGAUAGGAUACCAGGAGAUAAAAUGGUUUCUUACACAAGCUGAGAUUGCAGCUGCAAUCUUAGAAAAUCAAGCACAGGUCCCCCAUGGCGCUAAUCCAGAAAAUAUCAAGAAGAAACCUAUACCAGACCAACGAAAUAUUGAUGUGUUAUGUUUGGACCUGCAUUUACCGAAUAUGGAUGAGUUGGGGACUGCUUUGCAGGAUAUUUCAACUCCCGUGUCCAUUCAGUUCCAGGAGCAGGAUGCGGAGGAUGAAAAGGAACGAUGGAUACUGAAUGUCAGCAUGAUAGAUCCUGAUCUCCAUUUAUGCUCUAUAACGAUUCUCUCCUCCCUUUGUGAAGAUGUUAGGAUAUCUAAGGCUCUUGAUAUUGCAUCCCACAAAUGCUUAAUCAGGGAACUGCGAAGAAUCAGUUUGCAAAAUAGACAGAUGACAGUAAAGACGAAGAAAAGGAAAGGAGGAAGGAAAAACGCAUCACCAAGCCCUGUUACAACUUCUUUACAAACAACAUCUAGAGAGUACAAGGGAAUUGAUUGUCAGAUCGAUUUAAAGGUAUCGGUCAAUCACUUGAAACUGAGUUUCCGCUUCAACUUACCAAUACUAGAAAAUACUGGCAAUAAGUUUACCCCUACUAUUAAUUCAUUUUUAGAUGUCUUAUUCUCCCAAAAAUUAGAAUCACAAACUAGACAAGAAGCUCAUAUUGAUUCUGGUUAUAUUCAACGUCAUUUCAUCAACCAAACAAUAUCAUAUUCCAAAAAGAAAUUGGCGGCAGUUGAAACAACAUUUGAUACUCUUCCGUCUUUGAAAUUGAACUUGUUACCAUUCCAAAGAGACAGUGUUCAAUGGAUGCUAAAUAAAGAAUUACCACCCGUAUUACCAUACCCGACCAGUUCUGAAUUGAAUAUAGAUGAAAUAAAUUCCUUCCUUAAUGAAAUAGUAUCUUACGGUUAUGAGAUAAUAAAAACAAACCCUCCAGCUGAAUUUUUCUUUUGGAAUAAAUAUACCGGCUAUAUCUUAUCUAUUCAGGAAGCUAGAGUAAUUUAUGAUACAUUCUAUGAUAAAACUAAAAAUCCCUAUCCACAAAGAGCAAGAGGCUUACUAUCAGAAGAAAUGGGUUUAGGGAAGACAAUAGAAGUACUAGCAUUGAUCAUGUUGAAUAAGAGGGAUGUAAUUAAAGAAGACUCUUUCAUAGAUGAUCAAAAUAAAACUAUUAGAAGGACAAACUUAACGUUGAUAGUCUGUCCUAAUGCCAUCUUAACACAGUGGAUAAAUGAAACUAAUGCUCACACUGAAAAUCUGAAAAUAUUCCAUUAUAUGGGAUCCUUGGCUACCCGAAUACAAUUUGAUACAGAUAAUAUACAAGAAAUCUUAGACCGAUUGUCUGAAUAUGAUAUAAUUAUUACCAGUUAUGAUAUUGUUUCCGCCGAAAUACAUUAUGCAGAAUAUAAUGCGAAUAUCAGAUCGAGAAGACAAAAAUCUCCUAAGUACGAUUAUUCUUCUCCUUUGUCUCUUCUUGAAUUCUUUAGAAUAAUACUCGAUGAAGUACAGAUGCUUCGUAGCAAUAGUACUAAUGCAGCAAAAUGUACAAGUUUACUUCAUAGGAUUCACACAUGGGGUGUUUCAGGGACCCCCAUCCAAACUAUUUAUGAUUUUGAAACUGUGCUAUCAUAUCUAAAGUUUCAUCCAUUCUGUGAACUUCCUGACAUUAUCAAAAAGAUUACUAUAAAUUUCAAGAGAAGAGAAAAAAUCUCGAAUGGCUUAGUCGUAAGAGAAUUAUUUAAUGGUAUUGAUUCAUCCGUGCAUGAUCUUCUAAAUUUGUUUAUAAAAUUUGAUAUUUGCAUACGGCACACUAAAAUGGAAGUUAUCUCUCAAAUUCAUAUCCCAAAGCAACAUAAUCUGAUUGUUCCUCUCGAAUUUACUCCAGUAGAAUGGGAUAACUAUUUAGAUAUAUGGGAAGCAUUUAUUUUUGCAUCUGGGUAUGGUCCUGAGGGUCUGAAUCCGCCUAGGUUGUCAAAUGCACAACUAAACCAGUGGUUACUAAAAUUAAGAUACACGUGCUCUCAUGCAGCAUUUCCUGAUGGUAGCACAGGUAAUAAGGCGUCUUCAAAUCGCCUAUAUAACAUAACUGAGAUUUUAUUUAUGAUGAUUGAAGAGGCAGACCGGAAGUUGGAGAGCCUCCAUGAGGAACAAUAUCAGUUGAAGAUCAGAGAAGCACAAGUUCAAAUGGAAUUGAAAGAUGAAUAUGAUUUGGCUCAGGAUAUGUUUGAACCUGUGAGGUUGAAUAUUUUGGAUGACCUUACAAGUAAGUUUAAAAUAGAGCCCUUCCAGUCCGGUAAAUUUCUUUCAGAAGAACCAGACAUGAAGGAUGGUUCUGUAGAAAAUAUUGGCAAGGCAUUCCUCAAAAUGAAAGUCAGGGCUCGUAUCGAAUUAUUGCACCAAUGUUAUUUCUUUAUCGGUACAGCAGCAUACCUAGCCGGGACUAAUAGAUUAGAGAAGACCGACAAGGAAAUCGAAAGAUUAACUUUACUUGACCCUGAAAAAAGACGGUUAGAACGAUCUGACUUCUUCUCUGUUGACGAACUUCAGCAAAUUGAAGAUAGACAAAGCAAAGAAAAUCAUUAUUAUGCCUGGGCGGAACAACUGAGAGCAGAGUUAUUACUGGGUAGGUUAGAGGCAGUCAGUGAUAAAGUUACUCAUAUUAAGCAAUAUCUUUUAGAUAAUCCAUCGAACCUCAAACUCGUCGAUUUUGACUUCAAAAAUGAUUAUUCGACCAACAUAACCAUAUCUAACUGUUUCAAACAUCUCAGUCAUUUGAUUAAAUCGUUUAAUGAUCAGGCUUCACAGUUUAAUGAAUUAUCGGAAGCUUUGCAAACAGCGUUGUAUAAACCUAUUACCAAAGAUCGCCGAACUGAUUCUGAUGAAACGCUAGAGCAUGAAGAAUAUGCGAUUUCUAUUGAAGAUCAAGACGAAAUAUUUGCAAUACUUGCUUGUUUGGAGGAGAUUUUGAGGAACAGAGACACAAUCCUUUAUGCUGAUGAAAAGGUCAAGAUAAAUAAAAAAGUAUUAUUUCAAGGGAAAGAAUAUUCUUCACGUCAUAGGAAAUUAUUUGAUGAGUUAAGGCUAGUUGAGGGGAUUCCCUUCAAUGCCAUAUUCGAAGAUUUGAAUUCUUCCAAGACGAUAAUUCGUAAAAUUUCAAAUAAUCAAAAAAGAUUUGGGGAAAAUACAUCUUUUGAAGAUUAUUUAUUGGGAUAUCAAGAUGAGACACAAAAGAUGAUCUCAGAAAAUAAAAAGUUAAGGGAAACAUUAAAACAAUUCAAUGUUGUUUAUAAUGCUAGGCUGGAAUAUUACAGUCAUCUACAAAAAAUAUCGGAUUCUGUGGCCCCUCUAAUUAAUCUUGAUCCUGUGGCAAGAAAUACCAUCCUAAAAGCAGUUAACAGUAACGAAAAAUCCAGGACGAUAGAAAAGAAUAUUAAUACAACCGAGUCAAGAAUAAAGUAUUUAAAAGGGUUACAGAGCUUAAGGGAAUCGAUAGAAAAUAAUAAAUCAUUCAAGUGCUCAAUUUGUUUACAGGAUAUAUCCCUUGGUUCAAUGUUAAAGUGUGGCCAUUUCUUUUGUAAAAGAUGUAUUACAAGUUGGCUUAAGAAUAAGAAAAACUGUCCAAUGUGUAAAAUGGUAACAACUGCCUCAGAAAUAUAUAAUUUCAAAUUUAAAGAAGAGAAGCUUGAAGGCGAUACCUCACAGAUGAAUGAAGACUUGAACAAUAACAUAGAUAUGCAAAAGAGAAACGCAAAUAUGCCAGAUAAAGUUUUAUCUGAAAAUGACUAUUUCUUAGCAUUGGAUAAAUAUACAGUAUUCCCCGAAUUAAAUUAUUUGAAUGGAUUGCCCACCAAGGAGAGUUUUGGUGCCAAGAUCGAUUUUGUUUUGAAAUUGAUUUUAUACUUAAAAUCUAAAGCUGAAACUGACCAAGAGAGACCACCGCAAAUCUUAUUAUAUUCUCAAAGUGCAAAUUUUUUAAAAGUACUAGGUAAGAUUCUGACAAAAAAUGAUAUUGAGCAUUUAACCUGUCUUUCCAAUUCGUCUACGAUCGGGAAAAAAAUUGCCAGGUUUAAAUCUCAGUCUAAUAUCACAUGUCUAUUACUUAAUGUGAAGACUUUGGGUGCCGGUCUUAAUCUAUUAAAUGCAAGACAUAUAUUUUUAUUGGAUCCUAUCAUUAAUCAUAGUGAUGAACUGCAAGCUAUGAAUAGAAAUAAUAGAAUUGGACAGAAAUAUGAGACAUAUGUUUGGAAUUUAAUUAUUAACAAUUCAGUGGAGGAGAACAUCUUCAAGUAUAAAUGCAAACUUGAGUCUGAGCGAAAGGAGCACAAAACAGAGUUGAACCUGGACAAUUAUGAUGAAGUUGCUGAAGAGGAGGAAAAGUUUGAGAUUAACAACAGCAACAAUGAGGAAGUUUCUGAUCAACAUUUAUGGAAUUGCUUUUUUCAUCGUGAUUGA